GUUAUGGCGGAGGUGAUGUCACAGUGACAGGCCACUUCCCGCCUCCCCAUUGCCGUAGCCCCGCCCCCGCAUCUCUGAAUGCCCGGAGAGAGGAGACGGACUGUGCAGCCUGACUCACGGACAUCCUGCGCUACGGAACGGCAUAGCCAGAGUGGAACGGCCCGAAUCAACAUUUUGAAGCUUUAAACUGAUGCAAUGACAGAAGUUUGAAUUCCUUACAAACAUCUUUUGAUCUUUUUCUUCUGCGGAUAUUUCUGAAUUGGCUACGUCAUCAGCCGAGUGAAGAGCAAGGGAACAUUCAGCUUGUUGGUAAAGAGAUCUUGGUCUUCCAGAAUGAAUCCUGUUUACAGCCCUGUGCAACCAGGAGCUCCAUACGGCAACCCCAAAAAUAUGGCCUAUGCAGGUUACCCUGCCGGAUACCCUACAGCGGCCCCUACCUACAACCCUAACAUGUAUGCCGCCAGCAGCCCCGGCUAUGCCCCAGCGACCCUUCUGAUGAAACAAGCAUGGCCACAGACUUCCUCCUCCUGUGCCAACGAGGGCACCUUUCAUCUCCCCGUGGACACUGGGACAGAAAACAGGACUUUCCAAGCUUCAUCAGCUGCUUUCAGGUACACUGCCGGGACUCCAUACAAGGUGCCCCCCACCCAGAGUAAUAGCGCACCUCCGCCCUACUCCCCUUCCCCAAACCCGUACCAGACUGCCAUGUAUCCAAUCAGAAGUGCCUACCCACAGCAGAACCUGUAUGCCCAGGGCGCCUAUUAUACACAGCCCGUCUAUGCGGCGCAGCCUCACGUCAUUCACCACACUACGGUGGUGCAACCCAACAGCAUUCCCUCGGCUAUCUACCCUGCCCCCGUAGCUGCGCCAAGGACUAAUGGCGUGGCUAUGGGCAUGGUGGCUGGAACCACAAUGGCUAUGUCAGCAGGUACAUUGCUGACUACACCCCAGCACACCGCCAUAGGAGCACACGCAGUGUCUGUACCCACGUACAGAGCUCAAGGAACGCCCACGUAUAGCUAUGUACCUCCCCACUGGUAAACCCGCUGGCCUAUCCAUGUCUGGAGUCAAACAUUGUAUGCAAUUGCUCAAGUCUUACAUGGGUGCUGGGGGGGCGACUGUACAUCAGCACCAAGUUUGUCUGCAAGAUCAAAAACAAGGAAACACACAAGUGCAAGGGUCACUUUAUUAUUCUUUAGUGUUUUUGUAAAAGCUGCUUUUUACAACCUUACACCAUUUUUUUUAAAGCAUUUUUUGUUGUUGUUGUUCCAUGCCGAGUUUGCCGGUUCCGUGUUAUCCUUACUCCCCCCCCCCCCCCCAGGGCAGGGCAGGGUUAAUCUGAUCUCUGCUUCUCAGUUUUAUUUCUUUUUAUUCAUGUUGUUUUCUGCGUUGCGGGGCACGAGCUCUGAGACGACGCCGAACCCGCGGUGCGGAACCUAUUUUUUUUUUUUUUUGCAUUACGUUCCGGAUUUGCGCGGGAGCGGGUCACAAACGGUGUCUUCCAAAACUGACGGCAAAUGGAACAUUUCAGAAAUAGCAUUAGGCGGAUGUAGUGCAUGCUUUGUCUUAGGGACAGACUGCGUCUGGUUUGUUUUUUGGUACAACUUGCAAUCCAUUAAAGGCUGCUACACUGGUCCGAUUGGUUCUGAA
Xenopus tropicalis (tropical clawed frog) is the source of this 1650-nucleotide messenger RNA. It is a transcript of the gene fam168a, whose product is annotated as family with sequence similarity 168 member A. Bases 334 to 1041 code for a protein of 235 amino acids. NCBI's taxonomy places the organism in Eukaryota, Metazoa, Chordata, Amphibia, Anura, Pipidae. The transcript has 9 exons. The record is from RefSeq and is a predicted model, not a curated record.